Phaethon lepturus (White-tailed tropicbird) is the source of this 2136-nucleotide messenger RNA. RefSeq names its product glutamate receptor, ionotropic, N-methyl D-aspartate 1 (gene GRIN1). Gene Ontology annotation, biological process: ionotropic glutamate receptor signaling pathway; chemical synaptic transmission; monoatomic ion transport. The transcript is spliced from 16 exons. Gene Ontology annotation, cellular component: NMDA selective glutamate receptor complex; neuron projection; plasma membrane. The annotation marks the transcript as partial. NCBI's taxonomy places the organism in Eukaryota, Metazoa, Chordata, Aves, Phaethontiformes, Phaethontidae. The record is from RefSeq and is a predicted model, not a curated record. Gene Ontology annotation, molecular function: NMDA glutamate receptor activity.
GUCUAUGCAAUAUUAGUUAGCCACCCUCCUGCUCCCAACGAUCACCUAACACCAACACCCGUAUCAUACACAGCUGGCUUCUACAGGAUCCCUGUCAUUGGUCUGACAACACGCAUGUCUAUAUAUUCUGAUAAGAGCAUCCACCUGUCCUUUUUGCGCACGGUCCCACCAUACUCUCACCAGGCCAAUGUCUGGUUUGAGAUGAUGAGAGUCUUCAACUGGAAUCACGUCAUUCUGAUAGUCAGUGACGACCACGAAGGUCGUGCUGCACAAAAGAAGCUGGAGACCCUCCUGGAGGAGAGAGAGUCCAAGAGUAAAAAAAGGAACUAUGAAAACCUCGACCAACUUUCCUAUGACAACAAGCGAGGACCCAAGGCUGAGAAAGUCCUUCAGUUUGACCCCGGAACCAAAAACGUGACGUCGCUGCUGCUGGAGGCUAAGGAGCUGGAGGCUCGUGUCAUCAUCCUUUCUGCCAGUGAGGAUGAUGCGGCCACGGUGUACAGAUCAGCAGCCAUGCUCAAUAUGACGGGCUCCGGCUACGUGUGGCUGGUGGGGGAACGGGAGAUAUCGGGCAAUGCCCUGCGUUACGCCCCUGAUGGAGUGAUCGGUUUGCAGCUCAUCAAUGGGAAGAACGAGUCAGCCCACAUCAGUGACGCUGUGGCGGUGGUGGCCCAGGCCGUGCACGACUUGUUUGAGAAGGAGAAUAUCACAGACCCGCCACGGGGCUGCGUGGGCAACACCAACAUCUGGAAGACAGGACCCCUUUUCAAGAGGGUGUUGAUGUCCUCCAAGUACUCAGAGGGCGUCACCGGGCGGGUGGAGUUCAAUGAGGAUGGAGACAGGAAGUUUGCCAACUAUAGCAUCAUGAACCUGCAGAAUCGGAAACUGGUCCAAGUUGGGAUUUACAAUGGCAGCCAUGUCUUAACCAAUGACCGGAAGAUUAUUUGGCCAGGGGGAGAAACUGAGAAACCUCAAGGCUAUCAGAUGUCGACCAAGUUGAAGAUUGUGACGAUUCACCAAGAGCCCUUUGUGUAUGUGAAGCCCACACAAGCAGAUGGGACAUGCAGGGAAGAAUUCACCAUCAAUGGAGAUCCUGUAAAAAAGGUCUUUUGCACUGGACCCAACGAAACCAUCCCAGGCCGCCCCACCGUGGCACUGUGCUGCUAUGGCUUCUGCAUCGACCUGCUCAUCCGGCUGGCAGGGGUGAUGAACUUCACCUACGAGGUUCACCUGGUGGCUGAUGGUAAAUUUGGUACCCAAGAGCGGGUUAACAACAGCAACAAGAAGGAGUGGAACGGGAUGAUGGGGGAGCUGCUGAGCGGCCAGGCGGACAUGAUUGUGGCUCCUCUCACCAUCAACAACGAGCGGGCACAGUACAUCGAGUUCUCCAAGCCCUUCAAGUACCAGGGCCUCACCAUCCUUGUGAAGAAGGAAAUCCCCCGCAGCACCUUGGACUCGUUCAUGCAGCCCUUCCAGAGCACACUUUGGCUGCUGGUGGGGCUGUCUGUGCAUGUGGUGGCAGUGAUGUUGUACCUCUUAGACCGAUUCAGCCCGUUUGGCCGAUUCAAAGUGAACAGCGAGGAGGAGGAGGAAGAUGCCCUGACCCUCUCCUCAGCCAUGUGGUUCUCCUGGGGAGUCCUGUUGAACUCCGGCAUCGGAGAAGGUGCUCCCCGGAGUUUCUCUGCCCGUAUUCUUGGCAUGGUGUGGGCUGGCUUUGCUAUGAUCAUUGUGGCUUCAUACACUGCCAACCUGGCAGCCUUCCUGGUGUUAGACCGGCCUGAGGAGAGAAUCACGGGCAUUAACGACCCCCGGCUGCGCAACCCCUCUGAUAAGUUCAUCUACGCCACGGUGAAGCAGAGCUCAGUGGACAUCUACUUCCGACGGCAGGUGGAGCUGAGCACCAUGUACCGGCACAUGGAGAAGCACAACUACGAGAGCGCGGCUGAAGCCAUCCAGGCAGUGAGGGACAACAAGCUCCACGCCUUCAUCUGGGACUCGGCGGUGCUGGAGUUCGAAGCCUCCCAGAAGUGUGACCUGGUGACAACAGGGGAGCUUUUCUUCCGCUCCGGCUUCGGGAUCGGGAUGCGCAAGGACAGCCCAUGGAAGCAGAACGUCUCCCUGGCCAUCCUCAAGUCC